This is a messenger RNA of Octopus sinensis (East Asian common octopus), 3741 nucleotides long. Its product is annotated as transmembrane 6 superfamily member 1. Bases 272 to 1477 code for a protein of 401 amino acids. The transcript has 7 exons. The record is from RefSeq and is a predicted model, not a curated record. NCBI's taxonomy places the organism in Eukaryota, Metazoa, Mollusca, Cephalopoda, Octopoda, Octopodidae.
UCUCACUCAGCUCUCAUUCACCCGCACUUCUUAAAACUGCUAUUCCGAGAGAUAACUUAUUUCUUUAUAAAUCCAGAAGCUGCUGCUUCAAGCAAAGCAAAACUAAAUGCAACAUGACGUUUAUUUGUUAUAUCUGGAAGGACAUCAACGAAGGAAAAGAUUUCUGUUAAUUUAAAUAAUUUUAACGCAGUAGUCAAUUGGAUAACAAACAGGGUUAACUAUUCUAGAAGCUUAUAUUUCCACUUGUUCUGUUAAUCUCUAACAACUCAGAAUGUCGGCAAUCGUCUUUCUAUCAUCGUUACUGGCAAUUCCCACUUCUUAUUGCUUAAACAAUAUCUUCACAGUGCGACAACCUUUGCUAAUACUCUUCUGCGGUGUAUUCGUCCUUUCUGUUAUGAUUGGUAUUCCAUACCUCUACAUACGAAACCGGCGAAACGUUACAGAUCGUUUCUUUUAUGUGUUGGGAAUAUUUACAUUCAGCUCUGUAAUUGAUUUGAUCAUUGCUUUAGAAAACGAUGGAAUUAUUGACGACUUCAUGGAAUUCUACUUAAGAGAAGGAGAACCCUACUUGAGAACCUCUCACGGCACAAUGAUAUGUUAUUGGGAUGGCAUUGCACAUUACGCCAUGUACCUGGUUAUGUUAACAGCACAAUCAUGGAACCAGAAUUAUCGAGAAGUUGGUCUGUUUUGGGUCGGCUCUAUUGUUCAUAGUAUGUUCAUCCUGCUUCCUGGAGGUGUUAUUGGUAAAUAUCCCAUAAAGUGGGUAAUCUUCUUGAAUGUUCCAUAUUUAGUUAUUCCAAUUUGGGUCGGUGUCAAUCUGCUUCAGGACCGACCACGUGUUCAAGUACUUAACAUAGAUGACAAUCAGUCUUCAAAAUGGGCAUUUCUUAAAAAGAAUCCCAAAGCUAUCCUUUUCCUCAUCUUCUUCUUGGGUGCAAGUCUAGUUGCUGUUUUACGUGCUUUUGCUGUUCUUGGUGGUGACCACAUUUUCAAGUACUACUUGAUUAAUAUGGAACCUUAUUUGAUGGAUCCUUCAGCUUUCCCUAAAAUACAAAUGUUGGUUUAUCUGUUCUACUUUUUGCCAUAUUAUAUAUCCAUGAUAAUCUUCCUUCUAUCGACACAAACAUCUUUAAUUAGUUGGGUCAUAGAUUUCUCGUUCAUCCAUGCCGGAGCCGCAGCUCAAGCCCAAUUCUCUCACAUUGGAUCCUCUCUGCAUUAUCGAACACCUUACAGCCUCCGAGUACCACAGAGGACAUCUCACUGGAUUACCUUCUGGGGUAUUAAUCUCUCAUUGCUUAUGGUACCACAACUGUUUAUGAUUUACUGCCAAUCCAAAGUUGUGCCAAUUGUGGAAGAAGAAGGUCCUGAUAUAAAAAGAUCAAUGGCAACGAUGAACAGUCAAGAAUCGCUGGAUGCUAUUGAUCGACUUGUUGAGAAUGCUUCCAGAAACCGAAAAAUUGCUUUGCAACCUAAGUGAUGCUAAAAGUAAAGGUUUUGCUAUCUUAAGACAUUCCAUUUUGAGCACAAUUACAAUGUCAUUUUCUAUAUACAAGCUUUAUUAUUUUUAUUUUGUUUUUAAUACCUUCAGAGAAAAUUUUAAUUUUUGUUUUUGUUAUAUUAACACAGUAGCCCUAGUUUAAAGGUCAAUAUUUCAAAAAGAAAUAUUUUAGACCGUUCUAUUUUAAGCCCUACCAAUUUAUUUUUUGGUUGAUUUUUGUGAUUUCAAAAAUUUUUUUAUUUGUAAUUUAUACAUUCAAGAUGAGCCUCAUGUUUUCUGAGGCUGAAAUAUCAAUAUUCUUAACUUUUACUGAAAUAUUUGGUUUAAACUUUUUACUGUCUGAUAUUAAAGUAUUUUGAAUAUAUGGACAUAUCAGAAAUUUUUUUAUUCUUAUAUUAAUGAAUUUCCAAGAAUAUCUCUGUUACCAAAUAUAAACCAUGGUGAAAGGAAGUUUUAGCUUAUAUUUGUUCAGAACUGUUUUUGUUUUUUUUUAAUUCAUUUUUUUUUUUUUUAGAAUUUUGUAAAUAAAUAAAUUCUUGCUUGAAUCCAUGUAAAAUGUUGAGCUUUAAAAGUUUCACUUAAAAUAACAGUUCCAUGGCUAAAUCAAAUCUUCUGCUACUCUGCAAAUAAUUAUAGCGACAGAAAUAUAUUCAUAACUGAUUUCAGUUAUUUUAAAUAUUCAAAUAUUCUCUAUUUUGAAAUGUAUAUUUUGGCUUUUCAAUCAAUGUUGCUCCAGCAUGGCCUUAGCAAUAUGCCUACACAUUUUCACAAUAUUUUUCUUUUUAAUGAAGAAUAAAAUGUAAAUAAAAUGUUUGAAAGAGUGAGGAACUUGCUGAUCCAUGAAAAAAAUAUAUAUGUGACUGAAAUGGAGAUAUGACAAGUUUCUUGAUGCUUUCUUUAAAAAAAGUGUUUUAUUAUUAAAAGAAAAAGCCUACUCAGAACUCAUCCUUUUUUAGGCUGCAUGUUAUAUUUCCAACUUCUUUUUAACACCAAGAAAAAAAAUCACCAUCUCUAAAGUGGUUCAUAAAUUAUUGUGUGGCAGCUCAAUGAAUAAUUUUUCAGAUUUUGUAAAUCUUGCACAGAUAUUAUAUAUCUUUUAUAUAUAUUCAUUGAAACUUUUGCCAAGAAGUUAUUAAUUUUGCAAAUGACUUUCAUAAUGCAACACAUUAUCGGUGCUUGUCACAAUCAAAUAUUUAUCUAUUUUACUCUUUCUGUCUUCUGUAAUUUUACAAGCCCUUUCAUUCACAUUCUACACAGCUUCUGUUAUUCUGUGAUAAUAACUCAGUAUUCAGCAAACCCUGUAUUUAUUCUGAAUUUAAUUUUAACUUUGCCUUCAAACAUCUACAAAUUUGAUAAAUCUUUUUAUUACCUCUCCAUAAAAUCUUCCCAAUUCAAUAUCAUCACUUUAUAGAAAAGAAUAUGUGGAUGCUUCUAAAACUGGUUCUUAUUCUGUUCUGAUUUACAAACGUCUUGCUCCACCAAGAAAAAUAUCUGACACCUCCAGAUGUUACUCAGUUGAUGUACCUUUAAUGAUCCUAAACAUACUUAAACCAUUAUUAAGUACUAAUUGCCUUGCAAACCAAUAUCUCUCCAUAUUUUUAAUGUCUGUCAGUCUUAACCAUCGUAAACAUAAAAAAUCAAGAAAACCCUGUUAUAUAUUACUAACAUGGAAUCUUAGAUCUCAAAUGUGUUAGCCUGAAUAACAAAAACCAAGAAUUGGGUCUUCAGAUCAAAGAAAAUCUCUUUUCUCUUGAUAAACAUCAAUCAAAAAAUGCUCUAAUUUAAUAACUAGCAUAUUAUAAAUAUACUAUAAUUGGUGCCAGAUCAAAUAGGCUUGAUAUAUAUUUGAAUCUGUAAAAAAGCUUUUCUCUGCAGUUUGCCAUGGAGAAAAAAUUCUCUCUUGAGAGAAAAAAGUGUAAAACAUAUCAGCUCAGAAUAUUCUCCAUAGGACUGUUAAAUACAUUUUUUUAACUAAUUUUUUUUUCUCACCAGUACUAGAUAUCAAAGAGAGGCAACUCUGAAGUGAUUAAAAAUCUUAGCUUCACUUUAAAAAAAAAGUCAAAGCUAUUGACCGUUGGUGUAUAUGGGAUCCUAGGCUGUAGCAAUUUCAUAAGUGGAUGUGUGAAACAGUAAUUGAGAAUAAGCAAACUUGAUACUAGUUCAAAUACAUUUGAGAGAUAUUGAACCCUUGAAAGGUUUUUCACUGCAGUUUGUCAUGGAGAAAAAAAUUCUCUUUGAGACAA